GAAGCAAUGUUUGACAAGCGAAGCGAAAAGGCCAAGCAAUUUCUUGAACGUCUCUACCAUGAAUAUUAUUCAACACGAAUUUAAGUUUACGGAUACAUUUGUUUAUCCUGUGACUAAGAAGAUGACGUGAGUGCAAGCUGAACCAAAAGUUAACUGAAAACUCGGGACUUCCCCGAGCGAGCGUUAUCGACUUCUCAGCAACCAUGUUCGCUAAGCGGGCAACGACGGCGAAAGAGACGCGGGCGAAAUUUCCCAACAAGCGGGGGAAAGAGCACCGGUACAGCAAAGUGUUGGCCGAGAGGAACCAGGCGGUGGUGGCCGUGGGAGCCUGGGUGGAGGACGGACAAGAAUUCGAGGAGGAUCCGUGUGACGUGGCUUCUUUCACGGAUGAGCUUCAAGCAGAGAAGCAACGAGAGAAUGAAGAGAGCCUGCGAAGAUUCCAAGCGCAAGUGCGGCAUCGUGUGGCUGUCAUCAGCAAGAGGAGGCUUCAGGAAGCUCCUUCAGUGCUGAACGUUGACAGAAGAAUCCCAAAACAGCACCAACGUGUGCCAGGGAAGGCUAACGUUAAUGAGCUCCAUGACAGCACCAGGCAGGUCCGACUCAAACUGGCGGCGUGCCAGACCAGCCGGUCCGUCGACGAGAUGUCAGAGACUUCCACAGACAACUGGAAGAUAUCGCUCACCAGACAUGAGACUGAAUGUGAUGUCCUAAGGGAGGAAGAGGAUGAUGACGACGAUGAAGAUGAAGAUGAAGAAGUAGAAGAAGAUGAACACAGAUACCACCUGACGAGUGCUCACCAGUGGGGAGUAGACGUUUCCAGGUCUGAUCUGAGAAUCCCGAAAGUCCUUUGGCCUAUACAGGACCAAGAGGAGUUGAAAAGACAGCGCCAGUUGCAGUUCCUGAUGCACCGCCGCCACUUCAUGAGCUUGGAGCGGCAGCGCGUGAAAGAGAACAACCAGCACAGGAAGCAUCUGAAGAAGACAGCGAGAAUUGUUCACUCUGCCAAGCUGCUGCUGCUGCCACUUACUAGAAUGUGCAGGAUCAAAGCAGACAAGGAAAAGGCUCGCCUGGAGGAGGAGCGGCAGCUGGAGCGAGCACGGCAGCUCACGCACGUCCGGCAGCGGCUGGAGGAGCGGGAGACGCUCGUCCUGGAGCGCCUCAAGCUGGAGGAGGAGGAGAAAGCGGCCGAGCUGGAGAGGAGGCGGCGCGAAACCGAAAAGGGGAUCGUGGCGACCAGGUACAUAGAUGCUCUGAGAUCCCAGGUGAGGGACCGAAUGGCCAACAAGAAGUUGGACCUCCCACCCAUGUGCUGCUGCGCGUCGUCCUUCUGGGAGUCACACCCCGACACUUGCGCCAACAACUGCGUCUUCCACAACAAUCCGAAAGAGUACGCGCAGGCGCUACAUGCAGCCGUGUUAAGUUUGGAUUUAAAGUAAAGGAUGUUGAGGAGAUGCUGACCAACGGUCAAGUGCAUAUCAAAUAUAUUUAAACCACGGGUGGGGGAAACCUUUUGGCUCAAUGGCCACAUGUGAGUUUGGUACAGGUUAUUCCAGGAAUAGAUUCUUCUUUUUAAGUAUAAAGAAAAUAUUUAAAAAUAAUUUUCAUUUAAACUUCAAGUCAAGAAUUUUAGAGGCGAAAGCACUAAGAAUAAUGCAACGAAUAAUUACUAGAAUCCUGAUAAUGUAGAUCAAGGAUCGCCAGCGUUUUUAUUUCAAUUACAAAUUUUCUCAAAUGACCUUAUGUUAUUGCUUAUUAAUAUCUAUGUCAAAACCCUGAUCAUGUUAACGAUUUAUCACAAAGUUUCUUUCGGCUUGUCCCGUUAGGUGUCGCCACAGCUCAUAUUUGUUUGGCACAGUUAACAAUUUAACAAAGUAGAAAAAUAGUAUGCAACAUUUUAGGAAUACUUCUACAGUAGUACAGUAGUAAACUUGCUGAACAGCAUAAUACUUCAAUGAUUUAGUGAGGACCCAGUACCCAUGAAAUUGUUAUGUUUAUAUAGUGGCCUGCUGGUCAUCUUUUCUUUUUUUUUUUUUAUGUUCAUCCAAUCUUUCUGUGUGUAUUUAUAAAAUCAUGUUUUUACAUUCUUAUUAAAACAAAUGGAUUCUC
This is a messenger RNA of Syngnathoides biaculeatus (alligator pipefish), 2106 nucleotides long. RefSeq names its product coiled-coil domain containing 15 (gene ccdc15). The coding region runs from base 204 to 1436 and encodes 410 amino acids. The transcript has 11 exons. Gene Ontology annotation, cellular component: centrosome. The record is from RefSeq and is a predicted model, not a curated record. NCBI's taxonomy places the organism in Eukaryota, Metazoa, Chordata, Actinopteri, Syngnathiformes, Syngnathidae.